AGUUGUUCUCUUGUCUUUCAGCAAUUCCAGUCCGAAGCUCCAGGCUACCAUUGCUGUCUGAUGCCAUGCCAGCACCAGCUCAUCUGUUUCCGUUGAUUCGUAACUGUGAGAUUAGCAGAAUAUGCAGUACUGUGUGUUACUGCCACCAUAAACAUCUGUGUUGUUUAUCUCAUUUUGCUCACAGUCACUUCAGAUAUGCAUCUCAGAAGAGAUUUGUGGCACUUCAUAGGCCAAAGGAGAACUUUAAUUACUUUAUUCACACAAGGGAUUAUGCUUCUACACCACAGAGGUUUUACCUCACUCCUCCACAGGUCAACAGCAUUCUGAAGGCAAAUGAAUACAGUUUCAAAGUCCCAGAAUUUGAUGGUAAAAAUGUAAGUUCUGUCCUUGGCUUCGAUAGCAACCAGUUGCCUGCUAAUGCUCCAAUAGAAGACCGGAGGAGUGCUGCCACUUGCUUACAGACAAGAGGAAUGCUUUUGGGUGUGUUUGAUGGCCACGCAGGUUGUGCUUGUGCUCAAGCUGUCAGUGAAAGACUGUUUUACUACAUUGCUGUCUCUUUGUUACCUCAUGAGACUUUACUUGAAAUAGAAAAUGCUGUGGAAAGUGGCAGAGCUCUGUUGCCCAUUCUACAGUGGCACAAGCAUCCCAAUGAUUAUUUUAGCAAAGAAGCUUCCAAGCUUUACUUCAAUAGUCUAAGAACUUACUGGCAGGAGCUCAUUGAUCUCAACAGUGGAGAGACUACUGAUGUGAAAGAAGCUUUAAUUAAUGCUUUUAAGAGGCUUGAUAAUGAUAUUUCUCUGGAAGCUCAAGUAGGAGAUCCAAAUUCUUUUCUCAACUACCUUGUACUGCGAGUAGCAUUUUCUGGUGCAACUGCCUGUGUGGCCCAUGUGGAUGGUGUUGACUUGCACAUUGCAAACACAGGUGACAGUAGGGCAAUGCUCGGGGUUCAGGAAGAAGAUGGAUCUUGGUCUGCAGUUAAUCUGUCCUAUGACCACAAUGCACAAAAUGAACAUGAAGUGGAACGUGUGAAAAUGGAGCAUCCAAAGUCCGAGGAGAAAAGUCUCGUGAAACAAGAUCGUCUCUUAGGUCUCCUGAUGCCUUUCAGAGCUUUUGGUGAUGUGAAGUUUAAAUGGAGUAUUGAACUACAGAAGAGAGUAGUAGAAUCAGGCCCAGAUCAGCUGAAUGACAAUGAAUAUACAAAGUUUAUUCCUCCAAACUAUCACACUCCCCCAUACCUCACAGCUGAGCCAGAAGUCAUACAUCACAAAUUACGGCCGCAGGAUAAGUUCCUGGUUUUGGCCACAGAUGGGCUGUGGGAGACAAUGCACAGGCAAGAUGUGGCUAGAAUUGUAGGGGAGUACCUCACUGGUGUUCACCAUCAACAGCCAAUAGCUGUUGGUGGCUAUAAGGUAACUUUGGGACAGAUGCAUGGUCUCUUAACAGAAAGGAGAGCAAGAAUCUCUUCAGUAUUUGAAGAUCAGAAUGCAGCAACUCACCUGAUACGUCAUGCAGUGGGUAACAAUGAGUUUGGCACUGUGGAUCAUGAGCGACUGUCCAAGAUGCUUAGUCUUCCAGAAGAGCUGGCUCGAAUGUAUAGAGAUGACAUUACAAUUAUCGUGGUGCAGUUCAACUCACAUGUUAUAGGUGCAUGUCAAAAUGAGGAACUGUGAAUUUAAUGUAGUGAACUAGUUACCAAAGUUGUAACAAUGGCCAGUAUAAGCAGCAAAUAAAAAACAACCACCCAACAAUAAACCCCAAAAAAACCCUCAGCAAACAAAUUGGUUGCUUGCUAGAUUCAGCAUAUCUAUUGUUUCUGCCUUCCCCCAGAGCUCUAAAUACAUGGGAAGUGCUAUUGACCUAAUACAAACUUGAAGAGGAUGUCGUAGCUUGGGAAAAGAGGUUUUUGUAAUAACUUUGCACUAUUCAUUUCAUGAAUGCUGCUAGAACAAUGUCUUGAAUUUGGCAGACUUGGAUGAGGGAGGGAAGGAGGAUGAAGAAUUAACUAUCAAAGAUCUGGCUGUUUAAGAAACAAAACCUGUUUAUAAAUAUCUGUAAAUAUCUAUACAUUAUCUUAAAGAAAAGAUGAGUAAAAAGGAGUAUUGUUGAAUUCUUACAGGGCUAAUUCUUGCAAAGUAGAUAUGGUUAUUUGUGAAUAUAUUGUCUACUGUUUCUUCUAAGCAGAAGGUCACUUUAACCAAGUAAGUCUUCAGUGUAACAAAGCUGUCUCACUUUCACAUAGACAAUGUCACUCACUUAAGGAUAUUUGUCUAAGUGUUGACUUCCAAUGCAGGUCUAAGCCAUAAUCAAUACCUGAGAUUCUGUCACAGCUUAAUCAUAUCUUAUGCAAGGUAACUUAUAAACUUCUCGUGCAUUAAUAGUUUCUUGGCUGUGGGUUUCUGCACAACUUGUAGGGCAAUAAUACCUUGCAACAUCCAGUAAGAUACCAGAUAAUUUUGUGGAGGACUUCAGUUUGCAGUAUGAAGAAACUUUCAGACUUUCCAAAAAGUCAGUGGUGUUGGUCAAGACUGUGUUGGCUUUCCUAAAGGUCACGUCCUUCAUGGACUCCACCUCUGUCUGGUGUUACUUAUCUAGUAAAUAAAUAUUCACCUGAAAAGAUCAGGAAAUCAUUGCUAACCUCUUUGUGGCUUUGAAAUUUGCACUCAUUUUCACUUUAGCUAUUUCAAAUGGUCACAUAUUGGAUGUCUUGCACUUGAACUUGUAUUUUUUUAAGUUGGGUUAAAAACUACAAAUUACAAAAAAAUUGAAGUAUGGCUUGUAAAUAGUAUUUUAGUUGGGGAAACUGGCAUGCAUGUGUAUGUUUAAUGGCUUUUUCUAGCAACUUCUUUAUUAGCAGCUCUGUAUUUCUGGACAGCUGGUGUAUGCAUGUUCUUACAGUCCAGAAUGCUAUUACAGAGCAAUCUCUGAAAUGGGUCUCUGGCUUGUAAUAGUUGAAUUUGAACUUAAAAGAUUGGCUAUAACUUGUGUGCCGGAAGUUGUUGGGCUUGUAACUGUAAAAAGUAGGGACUGACAACUAAUUUAUCAGUCAUCAUUGCAUCUAUUUUAGGUAUGUUGCAUUGUAUACAGAUUUAUUUUAACCUGCCCUUAGGUUAAAAACGCGAAUGCUGGCUGAAAUACCAGCCCUUGAUGACUGAGAGAACACAUGUGACUUGAUUCCUGUGUUCUAGAGAACAAUGAUAGGUCAGCUUACUUCACUUUACCAAGGUGUUUCUGUUAAAAUACCUCCCUAGCCUUCAUCAUAACUAAUUAAAUCAACACUUUAAAAACCUAGCUUAUUUUGGUUACUUGAGUAAUGUGGCAUUUUCUACUAAAUACAAAUAUCACCAAUUAAUGCUACUGUUACAUAGGGUACACUUAGUUUGAACAAUGAACUUGUGCUACAGUAAACAUCGGCUCCUCAAACUCCCAAAUGCUGUGUGUACUUAGUGGCUUGCAGCUUUAAUAUGUCUGUUUCUUUACCCAACCUUAAAUAUCAGGAUCAAUGUUGCUGUAUGGUUAACGAUAUCUAAGUUCACAUUCAAGAUGUGCAUGACCCUUCUUUAUUUGAAGGGAAAAGGGGAACUCUAAAAUGCUUAGACAAGUAGUGGCUGUUGACAUUUCUUCUGUAUGUUGUGUUUUGGUGACUCUGUCAUUAACUAGGUCAAUAGACUUUAUGUUCUAUCAUUCUAAGCUGUUGCAGUAUUUAACUUUCUUACUUUUUUACUGUUACAUCAAUACAUGUAAUAGAGCUUUAUUUAACCUAUGAUUAUUGAUACGGAUUUGGUACAAGUCAUAGCUAGAAGAAAUGAACAUUGGUCCCAUGGAUACAACUUUUAUUGAGGAAAAGCUGCUUUUUGUAGUAAAGAUGCAUGUGUAUGGGGUCAGACAAAAUAAUAUUUAUGUAUUGCUUGGAGACUUGCUCAGUAUGUAUACAGUGAACAGAAGCAGCAUAACUGCCUGCUUAACAGGUGAUCUGAACAAACAUCUUCUAACAGAUUCCAAUAAAAUGAUCAAUUAUGCAGAA
Molecule: messenger RNA, 4021 nt
Organism: Pygoscelis adeliae (Adelie penguin)
Lineage: Eukaryota; Metazoa; Chordata; Aves; Sphenisciformes; Spheniscidae
Gene: PDP1
Product: pyruvate dehyrogenase phosphatase catalytic subunit 1
Exons: 1
Coding region: 66-1670 (534 amino acids)
Biological process (GO): protein dephosphorylation
Molecular function (GO): protein serine/threonine phosphatase activity; cation binding
Source: RefSeq, a predicted model, not a curated record